AUGGCUAAAUGCAGGCUCCAGUACCCACAGCAACCACUUCACAAGUAUCAUCAGAAAGGAGACCUCAUCAUUGGUGGCAUUGCUUCUCAGAGCUUCAUCAUCUCCAAUUCAAUAGCAUUCACUGAAGAGCCUCCUCAAGCACUGCCUGAGGAGUUUGCGAUAGAAUCACCUUCUGAUACUGAAUGUAACUCUAAUUUCAGUGUAGUGCCAAAAAAUUACCAGCAAAUCCUGGCUUUGACUUUUGCUGUAAAGGAGAUAAAUGAAAACUCACAUAUCCUACCAAAUCUCACUUUGGGCUUCCAAAUCUAUGACAGUUAUUUUAAUGCAAAGAGGACCUGUCAUGCCACAAUGCUUCUGAUGUCCACCCUGGAAAAAUUUGUCCCUAACUACACAUAUGACACCCAGAAGAAUUUAAUAGCUGUCAUUGGGGGACUGGAUUCACAAACCUCCAUUCAUGUGGCAAAUGUUUUGGAUAUCUACAAGAUUCCACAGAUGGUUGCCAUAUCUAACGGAACAAGAACUCAUAACGACGACACUAAAAGGCAAAGUGUGGAUAGCAACAGCCCAGCUGAUGGUUACUUCAUUUGUUUUUCAAAGGACUUGGGAUAUGAAAAUAUUCCAAGUGCUGGAGAUGAGGUUUCUUUUGAUCAGAAAGGAGAGUUAAUAGCUGGAUUUGAUAUUAUCAAUUGGAUUGUUUUCCCAAACCAAUCUUUUCAGAGAGUAAAAGUUGGGAGGAUUGAUCCUCAAGCUUCUCCAGGCCAUGCCUUCACAAUCAACGAGGAUGCCAUAACAUGGCACAGCUGGUUUAACAAGGUCCAACCCCUAUCUUUGUGUACUGAGAGCUGCCAUCCUGGUUCUAGCAAGCAAGUGAAGGAAGGGGAGCCAUUUUGCUGCUAUGAUUGCAUCCCAUGUCCAGAAGGGAAGAUUGCAGACCAAAAUGACAUGGGUGACUGCUAUGAAUGCACAGAUGAAAAUUAUCCAAACAAGAGAAAGAAUUUAUGUAUUCCUAAGGAUGUAAGCUUCUUGUCUUUUGAAGAACCUAUGGGGAUUUUUUCAGCUGGUUUUGCUCUUUCCUUUUCUUCAAUUUCAGCUCUGGUGCUUGCAUUGUUUGUGAAGUACCACAACACUCCUAUCAUCAAAGCCAACAACCAGGAUCUCAGCUACACUCUCCUCAUCUCCCUCCUACUCUGCUUCCUUUGUGCAUUGCUAUUCAUUGGUCAUCCACAAAAGGUAACAUGUCUCCUCCGACAAAGUGCUUUUGGCAUAAUCUUCACAGUGGCUGUUUCUUGUGUGCUAGCGAAAACCAUCACUGUGGUACUGGCUUUCAUUGCUACAAAACCAGGAUCCAGGAUGAGAAAAUGGGUGGGAAGAAGACUAGCCAACUCCAUUGUGAUUUGCUGCUCCUUUAUUCAAGCAACCAUUUGUAUUAUGUGGUUGGCAUUUUCUCCCCCAUUCCCAGAUGUUGAUAAGCACUCAACUUAUGGAGAAAUUGUUCUAGAAUGCAACGAGGGUUCUGCAACUAUGUUUUACUGUGUCUUGGGCUACAUGGGUUUUCUGGCUAUGGCCAGUUUCAGUGUGGCUUUCCUUGCCAGGAAGUUGCCCAACAGUUUCAAUGAAGCCAAGUUCAUCACUUUCAGCAUGAUGGUAUUCUGCAGUAUUUGGUUCUCCUUUGUUCCAACGUACUUGAGUACAAAGGGAAAAUAUAUGGUAACUGUGGAGAUCUUCUGUAUCUUAGCUUCCAGUGCUGGAUUGCUUGGAUGCAUUUUUUCUCCCAAAUGUUACAUCAUUUUGUUGAGACCAGAGUUGAAUAACAGAGAACAGGUAAUGCUGAGAAAAUGUUGA
Molecule: messenger RNA, 1842 nt
Organism: Podarcis raffonei (Aeolian wall lizard)
Lineage: Eukaryota; Metazoa; Chordata; Lepidosauria; Squamata; Lacertidae
Product: vomeronasal type-2 receptor 26-like
Exons: 6
Coding region: 1-1842 (613 amino acids)
Biological process (GO): G protein-coupled receptor signaling pathway
Cellular component (GO): membrane
Molecular function (GO): G protein-coupled receptor activity
Source: RefSeq, a predicted model, not a curated record